Messenger RNA from Aureococcus anophagefferens, 405 nucleotides. RefSeq lists its product as hypothetical. The record is from RefSeq and is a predicted model, not a curated record. Gene Ontology annotation, molecular function: ATP binding; protein kinase activity. Lineage: Eukaryota; Pelagophyceae; Pelagomonadales; Pelagomonadaceae. The transcript has 2 exons. Gene Ontology annotation, biological process: protein phosphorylation; regulation of cytokinesis; mitotic spindle organization. Gene Ontology annotation, cellular component: spindle pole centrosome; spindle microtubule; chromosome passenger complex. The annotation marks the transcript as partial.
GAGAUAACCAUCCUCCAGCGGUGUGGGUCACACGAGAACGUGUUGCAGCUCUUCGACGCGUUUGACACGCCUCGGCGUGUGCUGCUCGUGAUGGAGCUCGCGACGGGCGGUGACCUGCUCGGCUGGGCGACGGACGUGCACCGGCCGUUCAGCGAACGGCACGCUGCGAGCGCGACGGUUCAAAUCCUUGGUGCCAUUGCUUUCCUCCACGCUCAGGGCAUCGUUCAUCGCGACAUCAAACCUGACAACGUCCUCGUCCGGGACCGAGGGAGCUUUGUGAUCAAGGUUGCCGACUUCGGAUGCAGCAAGAUUCUCCCGAUCGCCAAGAGGGGCGCUCUCAUGGAGACCUUCGUCGGAACCAAAGUCUAUGCCGCGCCCGAGAUCCUCCGGCACGAGCCCUACGAU